Molecule: messenger RNA, 1081 nt
Organism: Orycteropus afer afer
Lineage: Eukaryota; Metazoa; Chordata; Mammalia; Tubulidentata; Orycteropodidae
Gene: VPS25
Product: vacuolar protein sorting 25 homolog
Biological process (GO): protein transport to vacuole involved in ubiquitin-dependent protein catabolic process via the multivesicular body sorting pathway
Cellular component (GO): ESCRT II complex
Molecular function (GO): protein homodimerization activity; structural molecule activity
Source: RefSeq, a predicted model, not a curated record
GCCGGGAGGUUCCGGGUUCCCUGGGCUACUACGAUGGCGAUGAGUUUCGAGUGGCCGUGGCAGUAUCGCUUCCCGCCCUUCUUUACGUUACAGCCGAACGUGGACACUCGGCAGAAGCAACUGGCCGCCUGGUGCUCGCUGGUCCUGUCUUUCUGCCGCCUGCACAAACAGUCCAGUAUGACGGUGAUGGAAGCUCAGGAGAGCCCGCUCUUCAACAACGUCAAGCUACAGCGGAAGCUCCCAGUGGAAUCAAUUCAGAUCGUGUUAGAGGAACUGAGGAAGAAAGGGAACCUUGAGUGGUUGGAUAAGAACAAAUCUAGCUUCCUGAUCAUGUGGCGGAGGCCAGAAGAAUGGGGGAAGCUCAUCUAUCAGUGGGUUUCAAAAAGUGGCCAAAACAACUCGGUGUUCACCUUGUAUGAGCUGACCAAUGGGGAAGACACAGAGGAUGAGGAAUUCCAUGGGCUGGACGAGACAACUCUAUUGCGGGCCCUGCAGGCCCUCCAGCAGGAGCACAAGGCUGAGAUCAUCACCGUCAGCGAUGGCCGAGGUGUCAAGUUCUUUUAGCAGAGACCUGCCUCCUUUUGCUUCUUACCUCCCACCCUUCCAGGGCUUUCAAAAGGAGACAGACCCAGUGUCCCCACAGACUGGGUCUGUGACGACUCCAGACUCAAAAGGGCUCCAGUCCUGAAGGCUGGGAUGCAGGGAUGGAUUUCCCAUUAACCCUAUACAUCUGUCCCUGGGAUAGGAUGAAGCUGAGGCACCAGGGAGCAAAGAUGUGCUGCUUCUUGCCCUACCUCCUCUCCCAUCCUAGACUAUCCCUGAGCCAGGGUCUGUAAACCUCACUUGACAUGUGUUCACACACAUACACGCGCCUGCACAAGCUUCUGUCUCCUCCCUCUUCCACUCCCUCAGCUGCUGUUGCCUCCCCUUUCAGGCUGGUGCUGGAUCCUUCCUAGGGAGUGGGGGAAGCCGGGGCUGCAGGCAGCCUUCCAGGCAAUAUCAAGAUAGGAGGCCCAAGAAGGGGCCUGGCAAUGAGAGGCAGGCUGGACACUGGUUUAUGAUAUUAAAAAUCUCAAUUCCC